AUGGACGAGGAUGGGGUGCCUGGAGAGCAGCGGCCCCUUCUGGGGCCCACCCUGAGGAGCCGAGGCCGCGUGGUGUGGGGCCGCCGCUGGGCCGCCUGCGCUGCAGUGCUCCUGGCCGAGAUGCUGGAACGGGCGGCCUUCUUUGGCAUCUCCGCCAACCUGGUGCUCUACCUCAACAGUAUCAACUUCAACUGGGAUGGGGAGCAGGCGUCCCGGGCUUCGCUGGUCUUCUUGGGGGCUUCCUACCUCCUGUCGCCCAUCGGGGGCUGGCUGGCAGAUGUCUACCUGGGCCGCUACGGCACCAUCGUCGCCAGCCUCCUCCUCUACUUGGUGGCCUCCUGCCUGUUACCCAUCACCGCCUUCCCCGAUGGCCGGGAGUCCUUCUGCGGGGAGAUGUCCUUCACCAUCCAGCCGGCCUGCCCUGGAAGAGACUGCCAGAGGGGGCCUGCCAGUCCCUACUGUGCCCCGACCAUGUACGGAGGGCUCCUGCUGCUGGCCCUGGGCAUCAGCUCCGUCAAGGCCAACCUCACCUCCUUCGGCGCCGACCAG
Molecule: messenger RNA, 549 nt
Organism: Gracilinanus agilis (Agile Gracile Mouse Opossum)
Lineage: Eukaryota; Metazoa; Chordata; Mammalia; Didelphimorphia; Didelphidae
Product: solute carrier family 15 member 3-like
Exons: 1
Cellular component (GO): lysosomal membrane
Source: RefSeq, a predicted model, not a curated record